AUGGGUUGCGUUUUUGGGAAAGAGCUGAGCGGCAAGAGGCCGACCGGCGGUGGAGGUAGUGGAGGAGCGGGAGAGUCUCGCCGUCACAAUCUGCAGCAGCAAGUUGGUGUUGUGGAAAAUCAGAUCGGAAAUGGAGUCGGGAAGGAGAUUAGUAGUAGCAACAACAAUAUGGAGGAAGAAAGCUCCGCUGCUGCUAGUGUUAGCAAGCCGAAAGGCGAGAGGAGAAGGUCUUCCAUGAGCGCGAUGGUGCUCGGAUCGCCACCCAUCCGACUGGUGACUCGCCCGUGA
Linum trigynum is the source of this 288-nucleotide messenger RNA. The record is from the annotation of a GenBank genome assembly. NCBI's taxonomy places the organism in Eukaryota, Viridiplantae, Streptophyta, Magnoliopsida, Malpighiales, Linaceae.